CUGAUGUACACGUGAGAACUUCAUUUUCAACACCGAAUCAAAACGGACCUCUUCCUUUUUUUUUUCCCUCUUUUACUGUAUGCCAAUUCUUUUAUCUUCCCACCUUUUAGAUACAUUGAUUGUUUCUUUAUUUGUAUUUAAUUUCUUUCUAUUCAUAUCAUAUUUUUGACUUUAAUAUUCCCUUCACUUUACUUUUCCUUUCUUUUUUUUCGUUGUGGUACUUCCUUUAAACCACUCGUCAUAUAUAUAUAUUUUUUGAAUAGUUUCUCGAAUCCAACAAUAACAACAAUAUUUUACUUGAUGCAUCAAAGUCGUAUUGAUUUACUCAAGAUAACUCAGGUCAGCGAUGUCCAGUUAGAAAAAGGACAAGAAAUACUCAAUGGUACACUUCAUCUUACUGUACAUAAUCUUAUAUUCAAUCAUACUGAAGGAGAACUAUGGAUACCCUAUCCCAUUAUUCAUACAGUGGAACGUAAACCUCCUUCCUUACAAUCUGGUCGUCAUCCUCUUACUAUACGGUGUCGUGACUUUUUGAUUGUUACCCUUGCUUUAUUAAAAGAUGGAGAAGCUCAAGAUGUAUUUGAUAGUAUCCAAAAAUUGACUUGUAUCAAUUCAACGGAACAACUUUAUGCAUAUAGUUAUCAACCUUGUACACCUUUUACUUCUACUGAUGGUUGGAAAAUAUAUGAUCCCCUUCAAGAAUAUGCAAGAAUGGGUGUAGGUAGUAAAACUGAUGCUUGGCGAUUUUCUACUAUUAAUCGUGGUUAUUCGUAUUCUCCAACAUACCCUAGAACAUUGAUUGUCCCAACAAAAAUUAGUGAUAAUGUAUUGAAUUAUGCAGCAAAAUAUCGUAGUAAGGCAAGAAUUCCAGCAUUAUCAUAUCUUCAUUGGCACAAUAUGGCAACUAUUACUCGAAGUAGUCAACCUAUGGUUGGAUUCAAACAAGCAAGAUCUAUUCAAGAUGAAAAAUUAAUUGAAGCUAUCUUUGCAUCUAAUGUACCUACAGCACCGAAUGGACAAACUGUAUAUGGAUCAACAGCUGCAAAUAUGAUUGUAGAUGCUCGACCUAUGGCUAAUGCAAUGGGAAAUGUUGCUCGUGGUGCUGGAACGGAAAAUAUGGAUAACUAUCGAAAUUGUAAAAAAAUUUAUAUUGCUGUGGAUAAUAUUCAUGUUAUGCGUGAUAGUUUGGCAAAAAUGAGUGAAGCAAUGCAAGGCACUGACAACAAUGGACAAGUAAAUCGAGCAGGAUUGGUACGAUCGAAUUGGUUGAAACAUAUUGGUACACUGAUAGAAGGCACAUUGGCGAUUGUAAAAAACAUUCAUGUAUAUAAUUCACAUGUCUUGGUACAUUGCUCAGAUGGAUGGGACAGAACGGCUCAAUUGGUAUCGAUAAGCGAAUUAUGUUUAGAUCCUUACUACCGUACAUUACGAGGUAUUCAGAUCUUGAUCGAAAAAGAGUGGAUAUCAUUUGGACACAAAUUUGCGGAUCGAUGUGGACAUUUAUCAAACGAAAAGUACUUUGUGAAUUUGGCAAAUACUGGUGGUAAUGCAGCAACGAACACAAUUAAGGACAUGCAAAACAAAUUUUACAAAUCCAAUUAUUAUCAAAAGGAAACAAGUCCUGUAUUCCAUCAAUUCCUGGAUUGUGUCUAUCAAUUACUCCAACAGUUCCCCACUCGAUUUCAAUUCAAUGAACAACUUUUGAUUGAUUUACAUUAUCAUGUCUAUUCCUGUCAAUUUGGAACCUUUUUAUUCAACUGUGAAAGUGAACGUACCAAUCAUCAUCCUCAAUCAAAAACCUACAGCUUAUGGGAUUAUAUCAACUCGAAUAGUGAAAAAUAUAUCAAUGACAUGUAUGACCCUAAAAAGGAUUUGGAUCUUGUCGAUGGUGGUGGUGUCCUUUUUCCAGAAUAUUCAGAUAUUCAGUAUUGGGGUGGUCUUUUUAAUCGACAACAGGAUGAAUUCUUGGAUCCUGUUAUGUAUAAUAGUGGUAGUGCUUUGGAAGGUCCAUUAUAGUUUAUUCUUUUC
Halteromyces radiatus is the source of this 2028-nucleotide messenger RNA. Its product is annotated as protein-tyrosine phosphatase-like protein. Bases 301 to 2016 code for a protein of 571 amino acids. Gene Ontology annotation, biological process: dephosphorylation. Lineage: Eukaryota; Fungi; Mucoromycota; Mucoromycetes; Mucorales; Cunninghamellaceae. Gene Ontology annotation, molecular function: phosphatase activity. The record is from RefSeq and is a predicted model, not a curated record. The transcript has 7 exons.